AAAGAAACGGAGGGACGAGGGAGUAGUACGACUGAUAAGUAGAUAUAAAAAAGGAUGACAAAUCCCUUUUCUUUUCUGGGCAGAGCUAUUGUUGGAAUAAGAGAUUAGGCGUGUGGCUGUCACGGCGUCGUUUUCCACACUCAACGCAUCAACCCACCUACCCUGUGAUUCAUUCCUGAGCAAAUGGAUCUCUUGUUCAGAGCCAUGGCUGAGGACUCAUCACCUUGUCAGGAACACAUUGUGAGGUGUCCUUUCCUGCGCAACAUCAAUCACGCUACCAGCUUCUCCUUUUCCUCCUCCAUUGCGGCAACACUCCCCGCAAGGGAAUCAAAAGGCCCUAUAUUUGAGGAUGGUCCCAGUUUUGAUAUGGCUUUUAGGCUUUUCCAUGGGCAAGAUGGUGUUGUUCCACUUUCUGGAAGGUCUUUCUUUGAGGCGGAAAAUGUGGAAUCUGGACCCUCCGAGCCAAAGUUUAAUCCUCUUGCAGCAAAAGCAGCGACCAUUAGUCUUUCAUCUUUUGGACCUGGGGGACCCUUUGGUUUUGAUUCAUUUUCUGAGAUGUGGAAGAAUCAGAAAAAGAACAUUAAAUCCCAGAAACAAGGUUCUUCUACAAAGGGAGGAAGUUCAAAGCAUGAGGCUAUGUCUAAUGAGUGGUUGCAAACUGGGAAUUGUCCAAUGGCCAAGUCAUUCAGAGCAGUGAGCCAUGUGCUGCCACUUGUGGCAAAAGCCCUUCAGCCCCCUGCUGGUAUUAAUAUGAAGUGCCCCCCUGCAAUAGUUGCAGCAAGGGCUGCUAUAUCACGGACUGCCCUAGCCAAAAAUCUCAGGCCACAGCCUCUACCUGCAAAAAUACUUGCAAUUGGCGCCCUGGGCAUGGCUGCAAAUAUUCCUUUGGGUAUAUGGCGAGAACACACAGAAAAAUUCUCACUCUCUUGGUUUGUGGCAGUCCAUGCAGCUGUUCCAUUUAUAGGCAUGCUUAGGAAAUCGGUGUUAAUGCCUAAAACAGCCAUGGCAUUGACAAUUGCAGCAUCAAUCCUAGGACAGGUUAUUGGCUCUAGGGCGGAGCGAUAUAGGCUGAAGGCCAUUGCUGAGAGAAAGCUGGCUCCUACAUAUUCCUCUAUCCCUGUUUCUAGUCUGGGAGUAGAAAAUGCCGGACACUGUGGCGAUACUGCUGAGUGGAAGACAGUUGCGGGCCCAACUUCAUCAACCCAGGUCUUCUAAUAUUUGAAGCUAUGAUCUUGAUUAUACAUACUUCUAUGUGUUGCAGAGUCUGCUGUGUGGCUAUCUAUAUGUUUUAUUUCUAUUUAAAUUGGAGUUAAGACACAAGAGUUGUCAUUCAACAACUUCAUUGUUAUCAAACAUGGAAGUUAUUAUAAAUCUUCUUAUAAGCA
Messenger RNA from Daucus carota subsp. sativus, 1385 nucleotides. RefSeq lists its product as uncharacterized. The record is from RefSeq and is a predicted model, not a curated record. The transcript is spliced from 4 exons. The coding region runs from base 184 to 1215 and encodes 343 amino acids. Gene Ontology annotation, cellular component: chloroplast. NCBI's taxonomy places the organism in Eukaryota, Viridiplantae, Streptophyta, Magnoliopsida, Apiales, Apiaceae.